CACUCUUUCUUCACACCUCAAAUUCACCUUCUCUUCCUCUCAAACAAGUUGGAUUUUUCUUCUUGCUAUUUCUCCAAAAUUGGAUGUGUACAAUUCCAAAUUCAACAUAAAGAAAUUGUUGUUAUUGUUAUAGAAGAAGAGUAUGGAUAAUAAUCAGUAUUAUGCACCACCACAUGGGCAUGCAUCUAGGCCAUCACUAGGAUUUCCUUUAGGCACUGCUGUUCUUCUGAUAGUCAUAUUUAGCUUGAGUGGCAUAUUUUCUUGCUGUUACCAUUGGAAGAAACUGCGCUCACUCCGCCGCUCUUUUGCUGAUCUUGAAGCUGGCCUUGAUCCUACUUCUUUGAAACAUAAGCAAAACCACAUGAACUGGAAACAAAACCAGAGCACAAUUUUGCCAGCAGUUUUAAUGCCAGGUGAUGAAAUACCAAAAUUCAUAGCAAUGCCAUGUCCAUGUCAGUUUCCAAGACCUGAAAAAGUUGUUGAACAUUUGCAGAAAUUGUCGCCACCACUGCCAUCGCCGCCUAAGCCGCUGCGGACGGUGGCGGCAGUACCUUUUCAUUAGUACUUAGUAGUAAAACGGAAAAAGGAUAUCAAUUUUUAGGAUUUGGUUAAUUGGUUUAUAUAUUGUAAAUUACUCAUAGAGUUUGUAGUUUAAUUGAAUAUCCCAAUCUUUUUUACUUGUGAAUACUAAUGAAAUCUGAACAAUUCCAUUGCUA
Messenger RNA from Capsicum annuum, 716 nucleotides. RefSeq lists its product as uncharacterized. The coding region runs from base 143 to 562 and encodes 139 amino acids. The transcript has 2 exons. The record is from RefSeq and is a predicted model, not a curated record. NCBI's taxonomy places the organism in Eukaryota, Viridiplantae, Streptophyta, Magnoliopsida, Solanales, Solanaceae.